Centrocercus urophasianus (Greater sage-grouse) is the source of this 1861-nucleotide messenger RNA. RefSeq names its product RAD52 motif containing 1 (gene RDM1). Bases 366 to 1316 code for a protein of 316 amino acids. Gene Ontology annotation, cellular component: nucleolus. Gene Ontology annotation, molecular function: RNA binding. The transcript has 6 exons. The record is from RefSeq and is a predicted model, not a curated record. Lineage: Eukaryota; Metazoa; Chordata; Aves; Galliformes; Phasianidae.
AGGAGCUGAGGAUGGGAUCGGGGGCCUGGGGAAGGGCCUGGGAUGGGGGCUACAGCUGUGUUUGGGGAGCAGGGCCCCUCUUGGGGCUGAGGAAUGGAGCCCAGACCCCUGGUCCUGAAGGGUGAUGCUGGGGGAUAUAACAGCUCAGUUCCCCCGUUGCACUGACCAAUUCUCCCACUACGUUCCCUUCGUGCUAAUGUAAUUUUUACCCUCACCCCCACCUCUCAUUGCCUUGUAUUGUUUGGAUCAUAUUUUAACUGCCUUGAGGCAUUCUGGGCAAUCCCGAGGGAGGGGAGGGAGAUUUGUGCCCCUCUGGUCUGCAAAGCAGAGCUGCUGAGAGAGCAGCAAAGUGUCAGAGAGCUGCAAUGAAGCUGCUAAAGUGUGUAACAGAGCUCCAGCAAAGCCCUCAGAAAGCAAGAGGGCAGAGGGAAGGAGCUGGUCAGCCUCUGGGCACCCAUGGAUGUUCUAUAAGAUGCACUUUUUUCUCUUGGUUCGUUUGUUGUUUGUGUUUUUGUGUUGGUUUGUUGUUCUGUUUGCUUGUUUGUUUGUUUCCAAAGCAUGCCCUGUUUUCAGUGUUUUCAAAAUUUGGGUUGCUCUACUCGGUGCGAGCACACAGCAAUGCUGCUGUGGCAGGGCCUGGCUGCUAUGCCAUCAUCAAGUUCUACUCAGCUGCAGAUGCCAGCAGAGCCCAGCAGGCGUGCAACGGGCAAAAGCUGUUUCAGAACUCUCCAAUGAAGGUUUGUGUUUGCACCAAGCAGAAGGGAUUUCAGCAGCAAGUCCUUGCUCUCAACAGCAACAAGUGCCAGGAAUUGGCCAACCACUACCUUGGCUUUAACGGCUGGUGCAGCCGUAUCAUCACGCCUUCCCCACAGCUGCAGAACGUGUCUGGCUUUGAUGAUGAGAAUGAGGAAGUGGGGAAGAAGCGAUGUGUGAGAUACCUGUGUGCUGUGGAAGUAACGCUGCCCAACCAUGGGGUACAGAGCCGGGGAGUUGGGCUCGGUGAGGCAGACGUUGGCAAUGGUGAAGAUCCUCUGCAGUUUGUUACAGCUGCAGGAAGAGUUCAGAAGCUCGCAGUCGGCAAAGCUUUGUCCAGCGCCUUUCAGAAGAUUCUCCUUGUGGUUUUAGAGAGUGGUAAAGUGGCCGUGGAGUACAACCAGGCUGCAGAGGAGCCCGCAGACUUCCUAACAGAGGAGGAGCUGGAGGGGCUUGUUCAGGUCAAUGAAUUGCCUUCGGAACCGUUGGACUUCAAAGAAGAAGUUUUGUCUGACCUGACGCUGGAUGAUGAGCUCCCCGUGUGGGAGGUGCCAGCUCAUUAGCGCAGCUCUGUCUUCAGAUCACUUCCAAAAGUUUGGUUAGGGAUGAAAGUCUAAAGCUGUGCAGUGACAACUACCUCAUAUCCAACGUUUUAUUUUUCUCCAAAUACAGAAUACAGUGAAAGAAAUGGGCAACGGACCUACAGUUACUAAAAUUAAGCUACAAAAAUGUAUGAUGUUUCUGGAGAGAAAGUGUUUUCCUGUCAGCCUAUCCAGGUCAGCUAUAUAUGGAAGCAAGCUUACCUACGUGGUGAUUAUUUAGACAGCGUAACAGAUGUGCACAGCACUCAGAAAAAAAUGAAAUGAACAAGCCAGAGCAGUUUGGGUUAGCUGUGAUCAGCAGGAGAAAGACAGAGGCAGUGAGAGAUGUCGUACCAGCAGGAGUAGCUGUGUACUUACAAGUCAUGCUCCUCGGGGUGAAAUUCUCUUAGGGAGACAAACCGCAGCCCUGCGCUGAUGUACCGAACAGCUGGGACAUCGUUAGGAUGUCAAACAAAGAUCCUUUUUAACUUAGAACAUGUUUUUCAUUAAAUUUUUUUGUAACCCUG